Messenger RNA from Daldinia caldariorum, 549 nucleotides. RefSeq lists its product as uncharacterized. The transcript is spliced from 3 exons. The coding region runs from base 162 to 422 and encodes 86 amino acids. Lineage: Eukaryota; Fungi; Ascomycota; Sordariomycetes; Xylariales; Hypoxylaceae. The record is from RefSeq and is a predicted model, not a curated record.
CUUAAGGUUAUUUUUCUCAGUUUUGUAUUAGGUACCCUUAUCUAUUAAUACGCCCUUCUUUCCCCCUCUUUUCUUCAACCUACUUACCUUCCUGGUCAUACAACUUCACUCCACCACUCCCAACUCUCUUACAUUUCCUCAUCCUUCUUACCAACGUCACCAUGAGCGACAAAGAUUACUCCUACAAGAGCUCCGGCUCCAACAGCCAGGGCAACCAUUACUGCGCCCGAGACUACGGCAGCAGUGCUCCCAAUCAGAAUUCCUACCACUACUCGAACCAGGACGGUUCGUACUACUACUCCAACUCCAACGGGUCUACCUACUACAACGACGGCCAGGGUAGCUCUACCUACACCUCCCCGUCGGGUUGGACAACUUCGUCGGGAUCCGGAGGUAGCAGCGGCAGCGAUGGCAAGAAAUGAAAGGAGGAUUGUCUUAUGAGAGUGAAUCAAUCUAAUUUCUCUCGUAAAUAAGAGUAUGGCUAAGUGAAUUAGCCUUUCGGACAAGGAAAAAAAGGGAAAAUGACAAAAAAAAAAAAAAAAAAAAAAA